UUCGGCUCUGGGAUGGGAAACGGGGAGUGGGUACAGGCUCCGACCUGACCUGGCCCCCUCAUUCCCUUUAUCACUACGACUACCAACCUCCUUAUUGGUUCAUUCACCGCCGACCUCUUCCUCUCCUUUCUCUUUUUUCUUCACCCUUUCUUUUCCAGUUUUAACGGCAUCUUACGUUACGUUAUGGUUACGUACGUUAUGGGUUUUACCUUCCUUCUUGUUGUUGCCUACCCUCUCUCACGAAGGGAAAAGGGGUGGAGUAAUGCACCCGCUCGCCCACUCGCGCCUUGCUAUGAUGGGCUGGGCGGGGUUUUAUUGUGUAGACUUAAUAUUCGAUGGCGCCGCCUGGCGUGGCUGUUGGGGCGUGUGGAAUUGGUGUGGUUUAUUACUUAUUUUUUGGGGUGUGGGGUGUGUGUGUGUAUGUGCGUGUGUGUAUGUGUGGAAGGGGCCGGGAUGGGGGUGGAUGGGAGUUGAAAGGGUUGUUGUAUACAUACGCCUUGGCUUGCUUGCUUGGGAUUGUUGCCUACUUUGUUUUGAUGGUUUGUGGUAUAUAGCGGAAUUGAUGAGUUCGAAGCGUGUGUUUUACCAAUUUGUGGUUUUUACAGGGGCCGUUAUGGUUCUGUUUAUGACGGUGACUGUGACUCCCGGUCUUGCGGAGGGGAGUUUUGCGUGGGAUAAUGGUUCCUCUGGUGACAUCCCCUCGAGUGUCGACAUUUCCUCUACUUGGUAGUAACAACCAAUUCCUCUGGCGAGGGCAUCCCCCCUAGUGAUAACGAGCCUCGAGUGGGAACGCCUUCUUCCAAUGGCACCGCCCGCUUGGGCCGGCCGCUGCCGCAAUAGCAACAACUUCUCGGCAAUGGUUAGGAACACCAUCGAGUAACAACAACAGCCAG
Molecule: messenger RNA, 893 nt
Organism: Chaetomium fimeti
Lineage: Eukaryota; Fungi; Ascomycota; Sordariomycetes; Sordariales; Chaetomiaceae
Exons: 2
Coding region: 263-730 (155 amino acids)
Source: RefSeq, a predicted model, not a curated record